GACUUCUGGGAGGGGCUAGGGAAGGGCGGUCUGAAGUUUUAUUGAAUAGAGCUGUGUGCGUUAUUAGCCCGCCUGCAGUUUCUCUCCGGCCGUGUGCUCCUGCCUAAAGAACUCAGGGUGCUCAUUUCCUUCCUAGUCCUUUAGAAGAUUGUCGCAGCUGCAGAGGUAUCAUUAAAGAUUUCUGGAAUCAUCAUUUCAAAUCCAUCAGGAAUUGAGCAUUUGGUCUAAACGUGAGCAUCUGAUUGCUUAGUUAACCAGACCUUAUCUGGCCUCCCCAAAUCUGAAUAUACACCAUGGACGAUUUCGAGCGCCGCAGAGAACUUAGGAGGCAAAAACGCGAGGAAAUGCGCCUUGAAGCAGAAAGAAUAGCCUAUCAGAGAAAUGAUGAUGAUGAAGAAGAGGCUGCUAGAGAACGUCGUCGCAGAGCCCGUCAAGAGAGGCUUCGUCAAAGGGAAGAGGAGGAGUCUUUAGGACAAGUGACUGAAAAGGUGGAGGUUAAUGCCCAGAACAGUGUGGGUGAUGAAGAGACUAAAACCAGCACCUUAUCCAACACCCAAGUAGAAGGAAGCGAUGAUGCUGCAUUCUUGGAGAGGCUGGCCCGUCGGGAAGAACGUCGCCAAAAGCGCCUCCAGGAAGCCUUGGAGCGCCAGAAGGAGUUUGACCCAACAAUAACAGAUGAAAGUUUGUCACUACCCAACAGAAGAGCUCAAAAUGAUGCUGCAGAAAAUGAGACUUCUGAGAAAGAAGAGAAAAAUGAAAUCCGCCAAGAAAGAUAUAAACUAGAGGAAACUGAAACAAUCACCAAGUCCUACCAGAAGAAUGAUUGGAGGGAACCUGAAGAAAACAAGAAAGAAGAAAAGGAGAAGGAAGAGGAGGAAGAGAAGCCCAAGCAGAGAAUCAUUGAAGAAAAUCAGGUAGAGGUGAUAGUAGAAAAGAAAACCGAAGCCCAAGAGGAAAAGGUAGUAACAGAAUUGGAAAAUGGUCAGGUCUAUGCAGAAGAACCCAAAACAGAAAGGGAGAGGACAGUAGAUACAGAGGAGUUUACAGGUAAUGAAAAAGCAGAGGAGCAAGACCAGGCUGAGGCAGAGAAGCUCAGGUUGGAGGCUGAGGAAAGGGAACGGAUCAAGGCUGAACAAGAACAGAGAGCUGAAGAAGAGAGGAUGAGACUUGAGGCAGAGGAAAGACUGGCUGCCCAAGAAAAGGAAAGGAAGGAGGCAGAGGAAAGGGAAAGGAUUAAGGAAAAAGAGAGGCAAGCAGCAGAGGAAAGGGAACGGGCAAAAGCAGAGGAGAAACGCAUAGCUGAAGAGAAAGCUAAGCUAGAAGAGCAAAUGGUUAAAAAGCAGUUAGAAGAAAAAAGAGGCAAAGCAACAGAUAAGCAGAUUCAGGGGGGAAAAGGAGAAGAGAAAAUACAAGAUAACAAACUUCAGCCAGCUGGCCUAAAAACUCAGGGAGAAGAAAAAGGGGUCAAAGUGGAAGUUAAAAAAGAAAAAUCCCAAGAAGAAAAGACGACUUUCAAAAGGGAGGAGAUCAAAGAAGAAAAGAUCAACAAGGACAAGGGACCCAAAGAGGAAAUUAAAAGCAAUUGGGAUCGCAAGAAAGGGUUUCCAGAAGCCAAAUCUCAGAAUGGAGAACUUUCAACUCAUAAACUUAAACACACAGAGAAUACUUUCAGCCGAAGUGGUGGGAAAGGGAGCGCGGAUGUCAAGGAGACUGAGGCAACAUCCCAAGUGGAGGCUGGCAAGAGACUGGAGGAGCUGCGCCGCCGCAGGGGAGAGACGGAGAGUGAAGAGUUUGAGAAACUAAAACAGAAGCAGCAGGAGGCUGCCUUAGAGCUUGAAGAGUUAAAGAAGAAGCGGGAAGAGCGCAGAAAGGUUCUAGAGGAGGAGGAGCAGAGGAAGAAGCAAGAGGAGGCUGAGAGAAAAGUCAGAGAGGAGGAGGAAAAGAGGAGGCUGAAGGAAGAGAUUGAAAGACGAAGGGCAGAGGCUGCUGAAAAACGCCAGAAAAUGCCAGAAGAUGGUCUAUCAGAUGACAAGAAACCAUUUAAGUGUUUCACUCCUAAAGGCUCAUCUCUCAAGAUAGAAGAGCGGGCAGAAUUUUUGAAUAAAUCCGUCCAGAAAAGCAGUGGUGCCAAGUUAAGUCACCCUACAGCAGUUGUCUCCAAGAUUGACAGCAGACUAGAGCAAUACACUAGUGCAAUUGAGGGCACAAAGACUUCCAAACCAUCUAAGGCAGCAGCCUCAGAUCUACCAGUUCCUGCUGAAGGGGUCCGUAACAUUAAAAGCAUGUGGGAGAAAGGAAAUGUGUUUGCCUCCCCUACUGGGACAGGCACACCAAACAAGGAAACCGCUGGCUUGAAAGUGGGAGUUUCCAGCCGCAUCAACGAAUGGCUAACUAAAACCCCAGAAGGGAACAAGUCGCCUGCUCCUAAGCCCUCGGACUUAAGGCCAGGUGAUGUAUCAAGCAAGCGCAAUCUCUGGGAAAAGCAAUCUGUGGAUAAGGUCACUUCACCCACUAAGGUUUGAGACAGCUGGAGAAAGAACACUAGGUACCUGCUCAUGAUGCUGGACCAGCUCAAUUCAAAAAUGCUCAAUUGUUCUAUUUUAUAUUUAUGUUGAUUUACUAUGAUGUGGGUUCUUUUUUUUUUUUUUUUUUUUUUUGGUUUAUUUUACAUUAUCCCAGUUAAACCCAUGUAUAUUAGCACUGUAUUUAAUAAUCACAAUCUAGAGACAUUCAAGGUAAAAGUACUGCCUUUGCACAGGAGCCUAUUUCUAAAGAAACCCAUGCUGUGAAAUAUAGACUUUUCUACUGAGAGUCAUAACUCUAUGCCUGAACAGUGAUUUUAGCUGCAUCAGAAGUCAACCAAAAUAUAUUCAAGUUGAAAAAUGCCUAAGGAAUGUGUGCAGUAUCCAUAGAAAAAUAAAACAGUUGUUACUUUUGGAAUACAGAAGUUAUUGUUUCUGCACUUUAGAAUAAGGCAUGGAAGAAAUAAUUUUAGUUGACAAUUGUAAUAUUUUCUGUAAGUUGCCCAUGUCAGAUUUGAGAUACUGCAGCAUUAAUUUGUCUUUUUUGUUUGUUUUAUACUUCUAAAGUAUCACUUUUUCCAUUCUAGUUAAGUUAAUAUCUAAGUUGGAUUAUUACAUUAGCUGACAGUGGUACUAAUUUUUUAAGGUUGGUGGUUUUGUGGAUUUCUUUGGUAGUGAAUAGUAACAUGGACUGCAAUUUAGAAUAUAUAUAUGUAUGUAUAAUUAUGCAUGCAUAUAUAUAUACAUAUAUAUAUACAAACACAGCUUUAUAAAAUUUAGCGCCAAGCACUACUAAUGGUAGGAUGCUUUAAUAUGUGCUAGAAUAUUAUAUUUAGUAAUAAACUUACAUAACUAGUCAAUAUCACAGCUUUAAAAAAAUUUAAAAAUCACAACUUUUAUAUUAAUAUUUCACAAUUGCCAUUAGAAGUAUGGCAGGAAAUCUGAAAAUUUUAAAUGUCAGAUGACCUUUGAUAAAAGGGAAGAAAAAAUAAUGAAAAAAGAAUAGUUAGUGGAGCUAAAAGAGGUCAGUAUUUUCUAUAAAACACAUCAGUUAAUUUAUAUAAACUACCAUAAUUCAAGAUUAUUCCAAGUACAGUGUGAAUUAUGCUAAAGUAUGCCCCCCUGGAUUCUGUCCAAGGUCUAUGCAUUUAUACAAGUGGAAUUUCCAUUAUAAGUUGGAUAUGUUCUCUAAGAUCCCUUCCAGCCCUAAAAUUAAAAAAAAAAAAAAAAAAAAAAACCUUUGAACUUUUACAGAUUGGUCUCAGAUGUGUGUAUAAAGAUUAAGUAAAACUGAGCUUUACAAAAACAAUCAACAAAUGUGAGGACUUAGGAUCCUAAUAAUUUUCUUAACAAAAUAAUAAUUUGUUUAAACUAUGAGGUUGUUUUCCUUAGACUUUCUCAAUCAUAGCCAGUGAAGGUGAGAUGAUGAAAUUUCACACAUAUGUAUGAAUUUCCUAUGUUUUGGAAACUUUUCCAUCCUCACCCAAGAAUCUUUGUUAAAUGAUUCUUUUUACAUGUACUUAUAAGUAAAGCAUAAUGUCUUUCUUAAAACAGCAUAUGUUUACUAUUCGUAGUAGAAGAAAAAUGGGAUUCUGGCAAAUAGUUUCUGAUUGGAAAGCAUUGUAUUUGAGUAAGGUACACAAACACACUCACCUCUGGGUUUCCUUAAAAGAGUAAAGCCAAGUUCAGUUCCAAGUUCCUGACAAGCUGUAGGAAUUUUCAAAUGUUUCCCAUUUCCAGGUGGGGUUGGCUGCAGGUACACAGUGCAUACAAAUAGAGAUCCCUGACUUCAGCAGAAUCUAUUUUCUUCCAAUUCAACCAAGAGCAGCUCAGUACUUCAAGGUAGUAGAACAGGAAAACAGCAGCAUCCAAGACUCUCAAAUAACUAUCCAUCAAUUUUUUUUAAGUUAGAAAGAUAUAAAACAAUGAGUCUGAAUUUAUAUGUAGCACCUGAGUUCCCACAGAUUCCUGAAAAACAAAGAUGGAAGAGGGAAUUAGGUCCAAAAAGAAGACCUACCCUAAAUUAAUUUGAUGUUGAAUAUUUAAAUUAAAACUUCCUUCAAAUAAAUAUUUUCCUAUCAGGGAUAAAGUUGAAAAUAAAAUAUGCAGUAUAUCAAUCCUGAAUUGUGCUUCAAUAAUUAGUUUUAAUAUGUUUCAGGGUAGGAUUUUUGUUCCAUUAUUUUGUUUUAAUCUUAAAAAAAACCAAACAAACAUGGUUUUGUUGUUUACGUAUUAAAAGACAAAUGCAUCUGUUAACUAUAAGUGAAACUGCAAGUUGCCUAGCAUUUUCUGUGAAUCUGCCAUUUUAUAAACACUUCGAAGUUUUCAUUGACAACUGAUAGUUGCAAUACAAACAAUAUAUUCUGAAACUGCAUCCACAAUAAAUGAAAUAUCUCUAAAAA
This is a messenger RNA of Antechinus flavipes (yellow-footed antechinus), 4924 nucleotides long. It is a transcript of the gene CALD1, whose product is annotated as caldesmon 1. The transcript is spliced from 15 exons. Lineage: Eukaryota; Metazoa; Chordata; Mammalia; Dasyuromorphia; Dasyuridae. Bases 294 to 2522 code for a protein of 742 amino acids. Gene Ontology annotation, cellular component: actin cytoskeleton. Gene Ontology annotation, molecular function: myosin binding; actin binding; calmodulin binding. Gene Ontology annotation, biological process: actin filament bundle assembly; muscle contraction; angiogenesis. The record is from RefSeq and is a predicted model, not a curated record.